Molecule: messenger RNA, 396 nt
Organism: Benincasa hispida (wax gourd)
Lineage: Eukaryota; Viridiplantae; Streptophyta; Magnoliopsida; Cucurbitales; Cucurbitaceae
Source: RefSeq, a predicted model, not a curated record
AUGUCUCCAUACUCUCUUGUAUUUGGAAAAGCUUGUCACUUACCUUUAGAGUUGAAGCACAAGGCGUUUUGGGCAGUUAAGAAGCUAAACAUGAACUUGAACGCCCCGGGCGCUCAAUGCAAACUUCAGCUCAAUGAGCUCGAGGAGUGGCGAUUGAGCGCGUAUGAGAACAACAAGCUGUACAAAGAAAAGACAAAGCAUUGGCAUGACCAACGCAUUAGUAAGAAAGAACUUGUUGUGGGCCAAAAAGUUCUAUUGUUCAAUUCACAUUUGCGUUUAUUUCCAGGAAAACUAAAAUCCAGUUGGUCAGUUCUCUUUAUCAUUAAGACAAUCUUUCCAUAUGGAUCUAUGGAAAUAACGCGAGAAGAUGGCACCAAUGCAACGGCCAGAGAGUGA